GGAACAUAAAAAAUUAUGUACAAUUACACAUCUGUUACUGACGAAUGCAUAGGGGCCUAUUGGGCAAACGUUCUGUAUGACUUUGACAACGACUUCAUCCUGGUCAUGAGAAUACACAUGUUUCGCACAAGGAGACGAUGGAUGAGAACGAUGUUCACGGGCGCCCUCUUUCUCAUUUGUUUCGGGGUGUCAAUGAACUACUUUCGAGUGGAACAGCUUCACUCGUACAGCAAGGACGAUACGUUUACUAAGGUUCAUAAACCAAAACUGAGAGCAGUGCAGCCAGAUGAGUUCGAGGUUGAACCACAACACCACCCUACAGGAUCGAUGGAAGCUGUGUACAAAGAGGGGGAGGUGGGCAACUUUGAACCUCCUCCAGAGAGAGUCGUGGAAGGUCCUGGUGAGGGGGGCAGACCAGUAAAGCCAGUGAAGCCAGACCAAGAUUCAUUAAUGCGUUACGGCUGCGACAUGAAAGUGAGCGACCAGAUCUCGCUGCAGCGCUCUAUCCCUGACACCAGACCAAAAGAGUGCAAGUUCUGGCACUACCCAAGCAAUCUACCAGGUGCUUCUGUGAUUGUCAUCUUUCACAAUGAAGGCAACAGCACGCUCCUGAGGACUAUCAACAGCAUCAUCAACCGCUCCCCACCCUCCCUUCUGAAAGAGUUGGUCCUUGUGGACGACGCAAGCACCAAGGAUCACCUUCUUGCGCCUCUAGAUAAUUAUAUUCGCCGGUUCAGUGGAUUGGUCAAAUUGUUCAGGAACAAAAAGAGACUUGGGGCUAUGGGUUCUCGGACAAGAGGAGCAAGGGAGGCAAAAUCUGAAAUACUUGUAAUACUUGAGCCUCAUUGUGAGGUUAAUGUGAACUGGUUACCUCCCCUGAUUCAGAGAAUUGCUCGUGAUAGAACUGCCAUGGCGCAACCCACCGUUGAUGGAGUGCACUACCAAGACUUUAGAUACACACCAGUUUUAACGGACAUGGUGAAAGGUGUUUUCGACUGGGGUCUUCGCUACAAAGAACAAGUAGUAACUGCAAAGGAGCGGACAGAGAAAUGGAAGCACAACUCCGAACCUUAUGCAACUCCAACACACGCCGGUGGACUGUUUGCAGUCACCCGCAAACACUUCUUUGACAUCGGUGGCUAUGAUGAGGGUCUUCAGAUAUGGGGAGCAGAGGGCUUCCAGCUUUCUUUCAAGCAAUGGAUGUGUGGCGGUAGAUUUGAGAUGGUGCCAUGUUCAAGAGUUGGGCACAUCUACCAUUACACAAUGCCCUUCACCUUCAAAGGAUCCUACUUAGAAAAGAAUAACGUCCGCACGGCGGAAGGAUGGAUGGACGAAUACAAGGAAUAUCUCUACAGACAGUAUCCAGCUCUCAGGACACUGAAAGUUAAUGUCACUGAUCAAAUGGAACUCAGGAAGAGACUGGGCUGCAAGAGCUUCAAAUGGUUUAUGGAAAAUGUGGCAUAUGAUGUGCCGAAGGAUUAUCCUCUACCCCCAGAGAAUGUAGUGUGGGGAAAUAUUAAAGAACGGCAUGGGAGUCAGUGUUUGAGGAAAUACGACCGAAAGUUAAUACUCGGAGCCUGUGAACAACAUGGGGAAUAUUUCCGGUACAAUACAGCGGGACAGAUGUCCGUUGGUGAAUUCUGCCUGGAAUUUAGGGGGAAAGAGUUUGCGUUUCCCAUGUGUCCUGAUGGAUACAAACACCCUUGGGAAUGGAAUCAGGAAACGGGCUUAAUUCGACACCCGGUGCUCAAGAAGUGUAUCCAAAGCGGUCAAGAACUGAUUCUUGCCGAGUGUAAUAACACGGUUAAUACACAGCAGUGGAUUUUAGAGAAGCGGAAAUGAGGGAGAGAAACAUCAGUUAACAUCCUAGAGCAGCAUGCUCUGGUGUAAUGUACUGUGAUGCCUCUGGAGUUUGACUGUUAUGCCUCU
Messenger RNA from Haliotis rubra (blacklip abalone), 1929 nucleotides. Its product is annotated as N-acetylgalactosaminyltransferase 7-like. Bases 16 to 1842 code for a protein of 608 amino acids. The transcript has 14 exons. NCBI's taxonomy places the organism in Eukaryota, Metazoa, Mollusca, Gastropoda, Lepetellida, Haliotidae. The record is from RefSeq and is a predicted model, not a curated record. Gene Ontology annotation, cellular component: Golgi apparatus.